UAUUCUAUCUUAUCGUGAUCCACAAUUGUAUAUAAGAAUUUUCACUUGUCCUACUGACAUCGUUUCAGUUUUGUUUCGUGACAAACCUGACGAAAAUGAGGGGUUUUACUGCCAUCUUGAUCUGCCUAUUCAUAGGCGUUGCCUUAUGUGAUAUCGUAAAAAUUCCCUUGAAGAAGGUUGAAUCUCCGAGAAAAUCCUUGAAACAAAUCUCAAUAGGCAGAAACCAACUAGCCAACAAAUAUGCAGACCCAUCUUCUCCUCUGAUCCUAGCUAACUACAUGGAUGCUCAAUACUACGGUGAAAUCUCCAUCGGAACCCCACCACAAAAAUUCAACGUCAUCUUCGAUACCGGAUCCUCCAACCUCUGGGUUCCAUCCAGCCAGUGCUCCCUCCUACAACCGGCUUGCCUGCUCCACAAGAAGUACCAUUCAUCUCAGUCCACCACCUACGAACAGAACGGAACCGUCUUCGAGAUCGCCUACGGAUCUGGAAGCUUGAGUGGAUUCUUAUCUACCGAUGUUGUGAACGUCAACGGAUUGAAGGCCAAGAAGCAAACCUUCGCAGAAGCCACCAAAGAACCUGGCUUGGCCUUCGCCAUCGGUAAAUUCGACGGUAUCCUGGGUUUGGGAUAUAACACCAUCGCUGUCGAUAAAGUCACCCCAGUUUUCGACAACCUUGUAGCCCAAGGUGUGGUCGAUGAGGCUGUGUUCUCUUUCUUCCUCAACAGGGACCCUAAAGCGGAAAUUGGUGGAGAAAUAGUUUUUGGAGGAGUUGACAGAUCUAGAUACUCCGGUGAAAUCACCUACCUUCCAGUGACCAGGAAGGCCUACUGGCAAAUCAAUAUGGACAGCGUUAAAGCCGGUUCGAAAACCGUUUGCCCUUCAGGAUGCCAAGCCAUCGUCGAUACCGGAACCAGCUUGUUAACUGGACCAAUUGAAGACAUAAAAGUCAUAAACAGAGCUAUUGGAGCCACCAAAGUCCCAUUCACUGAAGAAUACAUGAUUGACUGUUACAGAAUUGACGAUUUGCCAAAGGUUGAAAUCACCCUCGGUGGUAGAGUAUUCACCCUCGAAGGCAAAGACUACGUCAUCGAGAUGGAUGAAGGUGGACAGAAGUCUUGCAUUUCUGGAUUCUCUGGAAUGGACAUUCCAGAACCAACUGGUCCUCUAUGGAUUCUUGGGGACGUCUUCAUCGGCAAAUACUACACCAUCUUUGACCAGGCUAACGACAGAGUCGGUUUGGCCGAUGUUGUUGUUUAACUCAAUGUAAUAUGAUGUGAUAUUAUACAUAAAAGAUAAAUUCAAA
Molecule: messenger RNA, 1305 nt
Organism: Coccinella septempunctata (seven-spotted ladybird)
Lineage: Eukaryota; Metazoa; Arthropoda; Insecta; Coleoptera; Coccinellidae
Product: lysosomal aspartic protease
Exons: 6
Coding region: 96-1259 (387 amino acids)
Biological process (GO): proteolysis
Molecular function (GO): aspartic-type endopeptidase activity
Source: RefSeq, a predicted model, not a curated record